GAGGCAGAGCAGCAGGAGAGCAAACGCUGGAAGAUCUGCAGGCCAUGCAGGUCCCUGCCCUGAUCCUGGUCACUCUCCUGGUCCUGCUGCCCCCAGCCCAGCCCUGCCCCUCAGAGAUGAACAAGGUCAAGGAUCUCCUGGAGGUGAACUGCACUGGGCAGGCUCUCAGCUCAGUGCCCCUAGACCUGCCUGCAGACACAGGCAUCCUGCUGCUCAGCAACAAUCGCCUGGAGUCCCUCUCCACCGCUGCCCUUCUGCCCCUCACCCAGCUUCAGGACAUCGACCUGGCCAACAAUGGCCUGGUGGCUCUGUACACGGGGGCCCAGCUGCCAUCCCUGAAGGAACUGAUCCUCUCUCAUAAUGCCCUGGUGGCCCUACCGGUCCUGGAGGGGCUGCCUGCACUCACCCACCUGGCUGUGGCCCACAACAGCCUGGAGAGACUGGCCCCCGGAGCUUUCCGCACAGUGCCACAGCUGCAGAACCUGGACUUGCGAGGCAACAAAAUGCAGCAGCUGCCCCAGGAGGCCUUUGCAGGGCUGAGGGCACUCAGGGAGUUGGACCUCUCAGACAACUUCCUGAAGGAGCUACCCAAGGAGUUGCUGCAGGACCUACAAAAGUUGGAGACUCUCUGGCUCUCAGGAAACCAGCUGCAGACACUGCCCACUGACUUUUUCCCAAAGGGGCACAUUUUCAUGUAUGUUUUCCUCACUGAGAACCCCUGGCAUUGCAACUGUGACCUGCACUACCUCCAGACCUGGAUCCAGAAGAAUGCUGACAUUGUUUAUUGGCCAGAGAGGGGCCUGGAGGAAACAAAGGUGGAGGUCGCACCUGAGAAGGUACUGUGUCACAGCCCUGCUGAACAUAGGCAGAAGCCCAUCAUUCACUUCAAGCUUAACUGCAGCAUCACGGAGGAUGCAGAAGAGGAAGGAGGGGAUGAAUACAAUUAUGGAGAAGAAACAACAGAGAAAGCUACCAUGAUCACCUUCCCCCCACAUCCAUUCAUCCCCAAAGAGCAUACUACCAUGCCCUGUGCUAUUACCUCAUCUUGCCUUCCUACCCUCACUACCACAAGAUCUCCCCUCACGCAACCUUCCUUCAUCACCCCUCGUAUCUCCACCCUUUCCCCAAGCACUUUGUUUGUGAUGCUGACAAGCGUCAGAGCUCUCAGCACCACCACUCCUGUACCAGCCAGUCCCACUGUAACACCCGCACAGACUCCCAGCACUGCCACCAUUCUCACUGCUGCUACCACCAUCUCCCUGCACAGACCUGCCACCCUUGACAAUGCCACCUCACUGCCAACGACUAUGAGCAGCAGUCCUUCUAGUAGCACCAGUCGCCAUCCGCAUACUAUCCUUGCUGCCAGCACUAUCCAUGGCACUCUCAUGGGCUCCACUAGCACAUUUCCCACCACUUCUAUAGCAGUUCCUUCUACUGCCAUGCUAGAGGCAUCUUCCAGUGUCAGAUCUCCAUCUCCUCCUCCAGUGUCGGCCAACACCAUGCUUUCCACUCAUGCUCCAACACCACCACCUCCCCUGGACACCACACAUGUCACCCAGCCUGCAUGUUCCCCACUACCUGCUCCUCCUCCCCUCUGCCCAUGCUCCAUCCCAGGACAGGCUGUACCCAUGCUGCGUUUGCAGGCCGGUGGGGAGGGUCCACAGUGGGGACAGUGGGUGCUGAGGCACUGCUGCCUGUUGCACUGGGUGCUCUACCUGGCUUCCUUGGCUCUACUAGUCCUGACCAUGCUGGCUCUAGCAGGUUGGCUGGCAUGGAUGUGUCUGGUGGGACAACCUUCCAGGCACAAGUCUCUGCAGACCCAAGAGGUACAGUAUCCACUGCUGGAAUGGAGGGAGUCAACAGGAAACCCUAUGAUGCAUCUCAGCAGCUUCAAAGUCCCCCUCCAGCGACCCACAUUCUGUACAAUCAAGGAAGUGGAGUUGUGCCCUGAGGUUACCUACUGCACAAUUAAAGAUCUGGGGAUACAGCACAGUCCUCCUGCAAGUUACUCCUUCUGCACCACAAAGGAGUUGUGGGUUCACCAAAGUCCUCUGCACACAUCAGUCAAGCCUUUCUCCAGGAAGCUGAUGGUCACAGACCUUGGCUUCCUGAGGACCCCAUCUGCUUACAGCCUAGACAGGGGUGUCAAGGCCAUCGGUGACGUCAGAGUGAAAUAUGGCGGUAACACCAUGUAAAUGUUUCUGUACAGAGAAAGAGAUCGAGAGUUGUGCCUCUGCUUUAUAUGCUUUGUUUUACAAGGGAAAGAUCUACUUGCCUAGAGGGAAGCCAUCCAGCUCCU
Molecule: messenger RNA, 2299 nt
Organism: Sturnus vulgaris (Common starling)
Lineage: Eukaryota; Metazoa; Chordata; Aves; Passeriformes; Sturnidae
Product: glycoprotein Ib platelet subunit alpha
Cellular component (GO): plasma membrane
Molecular function (GO): protein binding
Source: RefSeq, a predicted model, not a curated record